This is a messenger RNA of Baudoinia panamericana UAMH 10762, 1442 nucleotides long. RefSeq lists its product as uncharacterized. The coding region runs from base 317 to 1420 and encodes 367 amino acids. Lineage: Eukaryota; Fungi; Ascomycota; Dothideomycetes; Mycosphaerellales; Teratosphaeriaceae. The transcript has a single exon. The record is from RefSeq and is a predicted model, not a curated record.
UAGAGUUCCAAUGCCAUAGCUGCGUCUGCCGCCACAACCACGUUAACUAGAAUCUUCGGCGGCACCAUACGGGGGGCUCGGUCGGCGUCUCGGUACGCACUUCAAUCCACACAUCUGCGCUGUCAUUGCUGACACGGUUCACAGGACGCCUGCUGUGAAGCAGGAAAGGCAGUCGCUCAGUGACGCGCAAAGUGUGAAAAGUGUUCAAAGUGCCCAGACGGUUCAGAGCACUGACAGUAUAGGCUGGACGGCCGGUCUUUUUGGAGCCUCGCGCGGGAAGCGCCACGACUCUGGUGCGUCCCGGGAACCGGUUGAAAUGAUACCUCAGAUUGAUAAAGACGAACUCCCUCCCACACUGACUGAUCGCCGGGACGAUCCACACGAGGCCGCCUGGAAUAAGUUCUUACUCAACAUUACUAAGGCCCGCUCGAGAGAUGGGAAGCAGGACCAGGCUGACGACGGUGGUGGUCUCAUCGGACCGUUAGUAGGCCAGCAGAAACUCAAGGCACUCGGUCAACUAGUCAUGGCCGGCAUACCAAUGCAACUACGUCAAUAUAUAUGGCUUGAAUUGUCACAUGCAGACAGUCUGAAGGAGCCAAGCGCUUACGAGUCGUAUAUCAGGGAGGAGGUCGACCCUGCUGAAAUCGACGCUAUCGUCAACGAUGUCCCUCGGACAUUGACACAGUCACGCAGCUUCUACACCAACAAAGGCUUCGAACGCCUCAAGGAGGUGCUCGUCGCUUUCGUGGCGAAGUAUGACAACUUGGGCUACACUCAAGGCCUGAACAGCAUUGCUGGCUAUCUUCUCCUUGCCAUUCCGCAAAACGAAGAAGCUUUCUGGAUGCUGUGCAAAAUGGUUGACGAGUACUUUCCGGAAGAGUAUUUCGCCCGUGAGAACGCGAUGACUGGUCCACUUGCCGAUGUUAUCGUUCUCCGCUCCUAUGUCAGAGAGCUCAUGCCGCAGCUGGCGAAGCACAUGGACGACCUGGACAUAGGCCCUCAGCACACCGUCCCCGUUCGCUGGUUUUUCACCGCCUUCUCCAACGUGCUGGGCGAAGAUGCGCUGAUGCGUGUUUGGGACAUUUGGCUAUGCUUGCCGGGCCAGAAGACGUUUCUUUUCAACGUGGCGCUUGCGUUGCUCAUGCAGAACGCAAGUGGUUUGCUCGCUUGCGAGACCGAAGGCGAGUAUUGGUCGUAUAUGGACGACAAGGAUCAGUGUAAAGUUGAUGGCGACGCUGAGUGGGUCAACAAGCUGAUCAAAGCGGCCGUUGAACUGCGCAAGGAGCUACAGAAGGUUGGUGAGCGGCGAGCUUGGGAGGCUAAGCUCCUACGUAGAAAGGUGGGAAGCUGUGAAGCUUUGUACAGUCCAGACGAGAUGCGGCCAGGCAGUGGCGGGCAUGCUCCUGAUAACGGACGAUGAGAGUUCGGUGCGGCAACCUAAU